Messenger RNA from Centropristis striata (black sea bass), 5893 nucleotides. RefSeq names its product zinc finger CCCH-type containing 12B (gene zc3h12b). The record is from RefSeq and is a predicted model, not a curated record. Bases 200 to 2740 code for a protein of 846 amino acids. Lineage: Eukaryota; Metazoa; Chordata; Actinopteri; Perciformes; Serranidae. Gene Ontology annotation, molecular function: RNA endonuclease activity; metal ion binding; mRNA binding. Gene Ontology annotation, cellular component: cytoplasmic ribonucleoprotein granule; nucleus. The transcript is spliced from 6 exons.
CACUGAUUUAAUGUGCAGAUUAUGUAGAAAAUAAUGGAUUUAAUAAGUUGAUUUUGCCUGUCCACAUAAAGGAGAACCUGUUACUUUUGCUCGACACAAAGAGCCUGUAGCGCCACAGUCCAGCUUUCAGUAUGAUUCCCUGGCUGCGAUGGAGGUGAGGAAGCAUGGGGUGGAAACUUGAGGUGCCAAGACGAACGUGAUGACAGUAUGGUCGAUGGUGGAGAAGCUCAAAAUGGAAAAACGCCCAUGCAGGGAGGAGAACAUUGACUCAAGUGAGGCCCAGCAUGCCAGUGAUGAUUCUGAGGAUGGAAGCAGUUCAGAAAGCGAAUCAGAAGAGCAGCAACACCAGAGGGUCCAGGUGAGCGACGGCAGGAGUAAAAAGAGGGAGCCCUUGGGUGUUGCAAAGCCCCACCGACAGCUCUGUCGCUCCCCAUGCCUUGACCGGCCCAGUUUCUCCCAGAGUAGCACUGCGCAAGAAUUUCGUGAGGAUGACAACAGCACAGGACCAGGGAUCAAGCCUGCGAGUGGCAGAGAGUACCAGAGUAAGAUGGACUUUGCUCUGAAGUUGGGCUAUUCAGGAGAGCAGGUGGAGACGGUGCUCAACAAGCUGGGAGCUGCUGCACUCAUAAACGACCUUCUUGCUGAGUUAGUAAGGCUUGGAAACAAAGUAGAGCCUGAGAGUCAACCAUGCAGCAGUACGGCCAUACCAAUAUUACGGCCCCCCUGUGUUAAAGAGACUGUUAGUCCAGAGGUGUCAGUGGAAGAUGACUCUAUGGAUACCUUUGAUAACCUCAGGCCAAUCGUCAUCGAUGGCUCUAAUGUGGCAAUGAGCCAUGGAAAUAAAGAGGUGUUCUCUUGCCGUGGUAUCCAACUUGCUGUUGAAUGGUUCUUGGAGAAAGGCCACAAAGACAUCACUGUGUUUGUCCCAGCCUGGAGAAAGGAACAGUCCAGACCUGAUGCCCUCAUCACAGACCAAGAAAUAUUACGCAAGCUGGAAAAAGAGAAGAUCCUGGUUUUCACCCCGUCUCGGAGGGUUCAGGGCAGGAGAGUGGUGUGCUAUGAUGAUCGCUUCAUAGUGAAGCUGUCUUAUGAUUCUGAUGGAAUUAUUGUGUCAAACGACAACUACAGGGACUUGCAAAAUGAAAAGCCAGAGUGGAAGAAGUUCAUAGAAGAGCGUCUCCUAAUGUACUCAUUUGUCAACGACAAAUUUAUGCCGCCUGAUGAUCCGUUGGGAAGACACGGUCCAAGCUUAGAAAAUUUCCUCCGCAAGCGUCCUGUUGUUCCAGAGCACAAAAAACAACCGUGCCCUUAUGGGAAAAAGUGCACGUAUGGGCAUAAGUGCAAGUACUAUCACCCGGAGCGAGUCAACCAGCCGCAGCGCUCGGUGGCCGAUGAACUACGGGCUUUUGCCAAACUGUCUGCGGUGAAGACAAUGAGCGAGGGUGCUUUAGCUAAAUGUGGUACUGGUCCAGCAACUGUAAAGGGGGACAGCAACUCUGAGGUCAAACGUGUGGCACCCAAACGUCAGUCUGACCCCAGUAUUUGCUCCGUGGCCUGUGAACCCCCAGAGGCACUGUCCAUUGUUCGGAAGUCUGAGACAAAUUCAGUGCCUUCCCUUGUGUCUGCUCUCAGCGUGCCCACCAUGCAGCCUGCCAAGAGCCAUGCAGCCGGGGCCUUGAACACACGAUCAGCCAGCAGCCCAGUGCCAGGUUCUCUGCAGUUCUCACACAGUUCUCUGGAGCACAUGUCCAGUGUACAGUACCCUCCCAUUUUAGUUACUAACAGUCAUGGCGCCUCUAUUACAUACAGUGAACAGUUCCCAAAGUAUGACUCAGUUAGCGACCAUGGAUAUUAUUCACUGCACAGUGAUUUUUCAACUAUGAGCAUGAGCAGCAUGCAUAAUGUCGACAGUUUCUGUAGCAUGGAGCACGAGCAUGGUGUGUACCAGAGAAAUCCCAGCCACUGCCCUGAAUCCUGCCUCAGCCACUCCAACAGUGACUCCUUCUCCUCUUACGGGGACCUGUACCCGAGCUCCGUGGACAGUAGCUUAGAGGAGAGCAUGAAGGGGCAGCAGCAGUCUCCUGCACAGGGCAGGAUGCAAGCUUUCUCCCAUGGGUUUCGUCAUGAAGCACUGACAAGGGUGCAGAGUUACGGACCUGAGGAACCCAAGCAGGGCCCCCGAAAGCAGUCUGGAGCUCAUCUAGCGCCACAUAUCCAGCAUGUUGCAGUGGGGGCCAGGUCCAGCUGUCCUGGAGACUAUCCCCUCACUCAGAAUGUCCUCCCACCUUUGUCCUCACAGCCCACUCGGUCUCUUGGAAUGACUCGUAUGGACAGCAUAUCAGAUUCAAGGCUAUAUGAUAGCAACCCAAUGAGACAGCGGCGACCUCCGCUGUGCCGGGAGCAGCAUGCAAGCUGGGACCCCUUGCCUUGUGGGAAUGAGUCCUACGGAUAUCAUUCGUAUCCUUUGAGUAACAGCCUGAUGCCGUGUUGCGAGCGGGUGAUGGUCCGCAGCAUGCCAGAUAAAAUGGAACAAAUCUGGAACUCGCCAUGGGAGAUGCCAUCUGCAGCCGAACACCAGGAGCGCUACGUCAUCCCAGACCACCAGUAUCAAACAUAUCGAAACCUUUGUAACAUCUUCCCUGCUUAUGUAGUCCACUCAGUGAUGGAGAAGAACCCUCAUCUGACAGAUCCACAACAACUCGCCGCCGUCAUCGUGACAAAACUGAGGUCAUGCCAUUAAGCAGUUAUUGUUAAUCUUGUGAUGAGAUAAGGGAAAUGCAGAUUUUGAUUGCAAAGAUAGGCACUUCUUAAAAUGUUGCUGCAUGUGCAACAUCUGCCCUCAGGAGUUUUUUUUUUUGUCUCGAAUGGAGAAUCAGAUUUUACAUCAUUAAGAUGAUACAGAAGUAAUCAGCGUAGAGGAAAUUUGUCUAAGUAUAAUAAGUUUAUCUCAAAUUGUAAAAUGUUUCACAUUUGUAAGCUACAUUUUUAAAUGAAGGGUGGUGCAGUUGAUAUAAGGUGACACCUUAUUAAAAAUCUGGCACAUAACACAUUCAUAUUACCUGAGCAGGAGCUGCAUAACAUAUAUAAAUAUAAAUGAUAGUGUGCCAACAAAACAUAUUCUUAUUUUCAGGGUUUAUGAAGAGUGCAUUUUAUUUCAUAUUAACGUUUCUGUUACAAAGAUGUGUUUAUAUCAUAAUGGCAUUUUCCCCAAUGACACUUUAUGUCCUGUUGGGGAAAUGUCAUUGUGAAACAAACACAGACUUUUUAAUGAAAGUAUUUCUAUAGUAACAUAAAAAGCAUAUCCAGGAAUAUGUUAUUAUUACAAUAAAAAUUAAAUAUAAUUUAAUAAGAAGUUGAUUGUUUAUGCAGCUUAUUCACAUGUUCAUUACCAUCUUUUUUUAUAUGAAUUAAUAUUGAUUUCAUAAUUUUUAACCCUAAUCUAAUCCUAAAUAAGGUAGCUAGCUAGUGUAAUACUGUGUGAGUCGAUUUGAACUAACUGAAACAACGGAGAGGCAAAGUCCCUUACAAAAAUCAUAUUUUAAAUUGGUAAACAUCUUGUGUUUAAUUCAUGGCACAAUGCAAACAAGAUCAAAGAAUAACUCGUCUCUCUCCCUUGACUAGUGUACAUGUUUUUUCUGCAAUAAGGUCCCAUGAGGGACACCGGAAGCGGAGGGACGUUGCCUCUUUAUAAACAGGUUAGCUACAUGGCAACUUAGCCGAGACAGGAAGUAAUAACUCUGCAACAUUUCCCAAAUCUGACAUAAAAGUACGUCAAUAUUUGUACACCAUGUAGCUUUUAUGAAGGUCUUGUUCAGGACCUGUGAAUGUGUUAUGAAAGGCAUCUAAAGUGUUUCUGGUGCAGUGGAACUAUAAAUAACCUUGCUUAGGUCUGCCUCUGCUGUAAAUAGUUCUUGUGACUUUUUUGUGCAUUUCUUUUGAAGAAAAGUAAGAGGGAGGUAGUAAGAUACCUCACAGCAUGAACUCUGACAUUUAAUGGCCUUAUAUCUGAAUGACCUCAUGCUUUAGUCAUUGUCUGACCGGUUUCAAUGAAAGUCUUAGUCAUUGAAGCCUCCUAUUUUCAAAUGUAAAGCACUAUCUCAGUAUCUAAAGAGAUAUAUUUUCUCAGCCUCACUUAACAAAGCUACUAUUUUGGUAGAAUUUGACAGUGCACAACGCAAGCCAAAAAAGAGAUUUGACUUGUAUACACGUGCACAUAUCUAUGUACAUAUAAUCACACAAAAGCCAUUAUUUCAAAGUCAUUUAUAAGCUGCUAAAUAAUGCCAAAAAAGAUAGAAUUUAUAUAGUGUCAGUAUUCUACAUAACUUUACAUUUUGGUUCACAUAAUUGAUUGGAUUACAGUAUAACUCACAUCUGUGUUUAGAUAAUUUCCUAAUGGUGUACUGUAUAGUUACCUUUCUGAUUUUAUUGGAUGCUACGUCCAAGAGUUUCCUAUUUAUAUAUUUGUCAGAUUUGUUGUGCUGAUUCUUUUCAAUGUGAAAAUAUUCAAAGUAUCUUUGUUUCAAACCGUAGCUCUAAUGGACUUCUUCAAGUUGUCGGUGGAGCAGUGUGUGUUCAGGAGCAGGUUCAUGUUUGUUUCAGAGACUACUUUUACAUGCACUUAAGCAGUCUGGUUGAUUGAUUUCCAGCUUUUCUCAACGACCUGAUUCCUGAUGCAUACAUGAGAAAUGAGAAGUUUUAUCAGCUUAAAGCAUUAAGAGAAACUUGGUUAACACAGCUAGAUUUCUGAUGGAGUUCGACCAUUUAUAUACUUUCAGUUUGUUUGUUUUUUUUACGUACGACCCAGGACAUAUUUCAUAUCCAGGAUAAUAUCAUCACUGUGGCAGUAAUCUAGCAGGAUAAAAGGCAAUAUUGCUGCUUAUUCCCAUGUAUCAUCGCAUCCAAAGUCCAGUCUAUGCUGAACAAACCUAUUGAUUUCCCUUUUCUGAAUGCUAAUGGUUUAGUUUAUUAAAUGUGCUUUGUCUACAGUGAAUUUAAACACAUGCACACAGUUAAAUACACUAUCCCAUCUAUGUGGUUUUUCCUUAUGUAACAUUAGAUAUACUUAACCUAUGGCAAGCUUAAAAUGAAGAGGAGAGAUGGGAAUAAUCUGCCCUCAUAAACUAUUUGACUAUUGUAGUAAAAUGAGUCGCCCAAGUUCAUGCCUUAACCUCACACCUGGCAGUUACCUGGUUUCUUAUGUGCAUGUAAAUGUAGUAAAACUUUGAGGAUUUAUUUCACCGGGCUGUGAUGUGACUUAGAUAGGUCGUAGAAAUAAAACAGUGUUUACCAUCACAGGUUAAAUGUUUGCACAAGGAACUCGGCAACAGACUGAAUAUUUACCUGAUGUUACGUUUGUCAGAUGAAAUGAUGAUGAUGAAGAAUCUGGUUGAUGCAGCCAGGCCUGGGAGAGAGUCAAAUAUUGGACUCCUUUUGUUAUAUCUUGUUGAGUAUGAGGUUUCAAUAAUUGUAUAAAACUGAAGUGAAUGCUAGAAAGCAUGUUGAAGAUUAAAUUUAAUAUAUGGCUUUUUAUGGGAGGCUGAAUUGCUCGACUACAGAUGUACAGUACGUAUACAUGCAGCCAGUCUCCAGCGAUGGUGGAAGGGUUGGCUGUGCCUUGCAGCACAUUGCACUCAGGAUGCUUUUUCAGUCUCUCCCUGCCAAAAAAAAAAAAAACAGUGGUUACUGGCAAGAGUCUGCUCUGAUCUAGUAGUGAUAUAUUUUGUGAAAAUCCUACAUGUAACAUGUAGUACCUUAAAGUUAGUUACGUGGAGAUGGCAUUGCAAAACUUUGUACUUUUUGUGUAUAUCCUCGUUAUGCACCUUGAUAUGUAGAAAAUUGGGCUAAUGGGAUGGCUUUACGUGAUGCAGCUUCAUCCAGAUGUAAUGUUGGUGUU